GAGUCCAAAACCAUUUUCGUGUUGCUUCCUUCGUGUUUGCUAAUCACACACUCCCCGCGCGCCAAUUAUCGAAUCCAUCGCCAAUCCUUUGUCCCCAUCUCUCUCCUCUCUCUUCUCUGAAACCAUCAAAUGGACCAAAACCAAAACCCUAACUGAACCCAACCAAACACAGAGACCCACACACGCUUCAUCCUUCAAACAAUGUCACCCACUUGUCAUCAGCUAUUCAUAAAUUCACCUCCUCGUUUCACCCUUUACAUCACCACCUCUCUUCCCAAAACCCCCGCCCUUCUCUCUCUCCCAAUCACCUCUCGCCCACAUUUCCCAAUCUCAAACCACAGCCUUCCAAACCCUCACAAUUCAACCUCCCUCAGCUCCCAUCACUCUCGUCUCAGAGUAUACGAAUCCGAUGGCACUCUACAGUCAAACGACGUCGUCAACGGUGCUUUCAAUUUGGACUAUUUUCUUUCGGUUGCCGAGUUCUUGUGCCUUGCAUCGUCGGCACUCGUUUCGGUUGGUUUUGCAUUGAAUUGCGCUGUUUUGAGCUUAAAGAAGACGGCUUUAGUGGCAAUGGGGAACAACGUUUUGGCGUCUGGGGCUGUGGCUUUGGUAAUGGCGGUCGGAAUUGGGGCGUGGAUUCGGAUGCGGCAGUGGAGGCGGAUAUGUAGGGAGUCAGUGAAGGGUGGGCUGGAGGUGAAUUUGUUUGAGAGAAUUGAGAAGCUGGAGGAAGAUUUGAGGAGCUCGGCCACAAUCAUUCGGGUUUUGUCGAGGCAGCUUGAGAAGUUGGGGAUAAGGUUUCGGGUUACCCGCAAGGCUUUGAAGGAGCCCAUUGCUGAGACUGCAGCUUUGGCUCAAAAAAAUUCUGAGGCCACUCGAGCAUUAGCAGUGCAAGAAGACAAUCUGGAAAAGGAGCUUGGAGAAAUUCAAAAGGUUUUGUUGGCUAUGCAGGAGCAGCAGCAAAAACAACUUGAGCUGAUUCUUGCGAUUGCAACUUCUGGGAAGCUUCGGGAAAGUAGACAGGUACGUGAUCAAGAACAAAGUACCACUAUAAUACGUGAUUCAAGUGAGGAGGAUUCAAAACAGAAGGAAGCCCACCAAAUAUAGUAUUUGGACGGAAGCAAUGCAGACAACCAAGUAUUUGGGAGCUACUAAUCCUAAUGAAACCAUUUUUCCAACGUUGUUGUUGGCCACGAGUCAAAUAUGUGGAUUUCCUCUCAGACGGGUUCUGCUGCUGAUUAUCAACGCACCUGAAUCGUGGGGGCAUCACGGGCCUUCAACCAAGGGAAAAGUUUCAUAUGCUUUUUGGAUAUAUGCAGUGCUGGGUGGUAAAGGAUAAACAACAAAGAAAGAAUAAUUGUAAAACAGAAAUGCAACCAUUUGAGCAGCACAAUUGUACUAAUAAGGUAGGAGUGGAAUUUCUGCUCAUUCGUGUUUUGUAGUUAUGUGCGCAUCUGAUCUCUUGUCGCUAUUUAUAUAUUGAUGAUUUCCAGUAUCAUCUUGGUCUUAUGUAACUGACCUUGAAACUGGUAUUAAGAACAGAUAAGUGAUUCCCGCAAA
Molecule: messenger RNA, 1557 nt
Organism: Prunus mume (Japanese apricot)
Lineage: Eukaryota; Viridiplantae; Streptophyta; Magnoliopsida; Rosales; Rosaceae
Cellular component (GO): chloroplast envelope
Source: RefSeq, a predicted model, not a curated record